AUGAACAAUGACUCUUGUCUUCCAGAUAAUUCUGCACCUUGCAGUGGACUUGGGUACCCAACCUACGUCGUUAACGCAACAUCUGCAAAAGAAGUCAAACUCGGUAUUGACUUCGCGCGGAAGAACAACAUAAGGCUUACUGUCAAAGCCUCUGGACAUGACUAUCUUAAGAGAUCCGCAGCUCCGUACUCCCUUUCCAUAUGGACGCGCUAUAUGACCGGCGACUUUGAAUAUCACGAUAAUUUCACACCAAAGGGCUGCGAUAUAACCAUCAACACCACGGCUGUAACCGCCGGUGCUGCCUCUUCCGUUAGCGACAUAUAUUCCGACCUCGAUCAAUACAACUUAACUGCCGUCGAUGGCAUGGGCCCAGAAGUGACUUUAGGUGGAUACGCAACUGGCGGAGGACACAGUCCACUAUCGAAUAUCUAUGGGCUAGGCUCUGACCAGGUCUAUGAGGUGGAAAUGGUGACGCCGACCGGUAAGAUCAUCGUGGCAAACGAGUGCAGAAAUCAGGAUCUCUUCUGGGCAGUCCGCGGAGGCGGCGGAAGCACAUAUGGAAUCUUAACAAGAGUCACCAUCCGGACGGUUCCUUCUACCCCGAUCGCAGUCUAUGACUUUACAAUCGAAACACCAGUGAACGAAACCUCAUUCUGGGACAGCAUCUCCUAUCUUCUUGCGCAAUACCCAGCUCUUGCUGACUCUGACGUCGCCGCUUAUACCUACAUCUACCCAAAUACCAGUGCCGCGGGAGUUACAAGUGGGCAGGGUAAUUCGUCUUUCCAGGCUGUGUUCGCACUGUAUAACCCUACCAAUCAACAUGAACUGGAAGAAUUGCUAGAGCCAUUCGUACAGCACAUCAACGCGACAUAUUAUGAUCAGCAACUCAGAACCGAAGUAUCGUCGACUAUCUUCCCGACAUUCUAUGAGAUGUUCAUGAAGUAUGCAGACGACGAAGGAGCAGGCGUAGAUAAGGUAGUUGGAUCUCGUCUUCUACCACCGUCGACUCUAAAGAAAGGUGAAUUUCGGGAUGCAUUGAUUCAAUUUCUUGGAGAUGCAGGUGGCAGGUUGUAUAUGGUUUCUGGCAAGGGUGUGUGGAAUGCAGAGCCGCGUGGUGGUGAUUCUGUGAAUCCUGCAUGGAGGAAUGCAUUGAUUCAUGCAGUGACAUCCCAGUCGUGGACGCCGCUUGACGAAAGAGAGCGAGACACAGUUGAGCAUGAAAUCAACCAUGUGCAGGUUGAAGCUAUGCGGCGAUUGGUUCCUGAUUCUGGUGCCUAUUUAAACGAGGCCUAUUGGGAUGAGCCAAACUUCCAACAAGCGUUCUGGGGAUCGAACUAUGAGCGAUUGCACAAGAUUAAGAAGGCUGUUGAUCCGGAUGAUGUUUUCUGGUGUCAUGUGUGUGUUGCAAGUGAAAGAUGGCAGGAAGUUGGAAACUAUCUAUGCAGAAUUUAG
Penicillium angulare is the source of this 1452-nucleotide messenger RNA. RefSeq names its product FAD-binding oxidoreductase. Lineage: Eukaryota; Fungi; Ascomycota; Eurotiomycetes; Eurotiales; Aspergillaceae. The transcript has 5 exons. The record is from RefSeq and is a predicted model, not a curated record. Gene Ontology annotation, molecular function: FAD binding; oxidoreductase activity. Bases 1 to 1452 code for a protein of 483 amino acids.